This is a messenger RNA of Aspergillus neoniger CBS 115656, 792 nucleotides long. It is a transcript of the gene mog1, whose product is annotated as Ran GTPase-binding protein MOG1. The record is from RefSeq and is a predicted model, not a curated record. Gene Ontology annotation, molecular function: small GTPase binding; guanyl-nucleotide exchange factor activity. Lineage: Eukaryota; Fungi; Ascomycota; Eurotiomycetes; Eurotiales; Aspergillaceae. The transcript has 2 exons. Gene Ontology annotation, cellular component: nucleus. The coding region runs from base 127 to 792 and encodes 221 amino acids. Gene Ontology annotation, biological process: protein import into nucleus.
CAAUCUACAACAUACCUCUUUUCUCCUUCCUAUCCUCUCAUACAUAUUCAUCUACUUUGACCCGAAAAGCAAUCGCAUAUCACCCACACCACACAUCCACUCUACACAACACAACACCAUCCCACCAUGACCUCACCACCAACAACAUACACCCCGCAACCCCUCUACGGCGGCGCCAUCAAAGGCCUCAUCCCCAAGGGCUGGCUAGAUGCUAGUAACCUCCGCCAAAUCCCCGACCACCAAGAACUCUACCUCUCCCCAACAACCCUCUCAACCCUAAUCUACGAAAUCAACGAAUACGUCCCGGACACCACAAGCCAAGAAACAUUAUCCAAGCAUGGCGAAUUAUUCGCUUCCGCAACCAGCACCACAUCUCAGAACCAAGAUAGAAGAGAAACCCUCGAUAAAGCCGCCAUCCUCUACCACAUCCUGGAUAUCCAAGAAAAUGACACCGUCAGUAAAGAGACCAUUCGGUUCCGCACGCCCAUUACGAGUGUGGGUCGUCGGGAGGGGACUGGGGCUGGGAGGGUGUAUACGGGGAGGGUGGAGUUGGGGAAGGAGGGGAAGGAUGCGGUGAGAUGUGCGUUUUUGGUGGUGAGGUUGGAGGAGCAGGGGAGUGAUUUGGUGGUUUGGGGGAAUGUGCCGGUUAAGGAGUUUGAGGGGAGGGGGGAUGGGGAUGGGGAUAGGGAUGGGUUGAGAGGGGAGGAGGGGGUUGUUGGGGGGGUGGUGGAGGGGUUGCUUGGUGGUGAUGGGGAUGGGUUGGUGGUUGUGGAGUGGGAUUUGUUUGGAUAG